Messenger RNA from Lachancea dasiensis, 3588 nucleotides. NCBI's taxonomy places the organism in Eukaryota, Fungi, Ascomycota, Saccharomycetes, Saccharomycetales, Saccharomycetaceae. The record is from the annotation of a GenBank genome assembly.
AUGGAUCAACUUUCUGUCCACUCUAAAAAGGUAUGGAAGUUCCUACGUCAACGAUUCCCUUGUAACAGGGUACUCGCGCAGAGGAUUUUCAAGUCUACCGUGAGUGCAACGGUGGCGCUCAUCUUUUGUUUGAUACCGAAGGUUCGAGAUCGGCUGGGAAAUCAGCCUGCAAUGUUGCCCUUAAUUGCGGUCAUGGUGCACCCCGGACGUCGGAUCAGUGCUACUAUUCAGGGAGCCAUGUACUGCAUAACCGGUCUUUUAAUAGGCUUGGCAUACUCGCUACUGGGACGCUUUGUUGCCCAGCGCUGCCUAGGACAUACGUGGAAUAGUAUCAGUGAACUAGAACAGUAUUCUCUCAAUUAUCGUCGCUACGAAUCUGCACUAGCUCUACUGGCAGUUUUCGAGACUCUUAUGCUGUUUGUACAUGGAUGGAUGAGAUCCGUAUCUCACCACUAUUUUCAUAUUGUUUUUCCUCUGUUUCUGGUGGUUCACUUCGCAUUUAUGGCGCCCCUAACUGAAAAUGCAGGAACAAUAGCCAAAGCAUUCAGCGUUCCUUUUUACCUUGGAAUUGCAAUGUCCAUUUUUUGGAAUCUUAUGCUAUUCCCCGAAUUCGGCAGCACUUACCUUGGCAACAAUACAAUGGAUGUUUUGAAUGAAAUACAUAAAUCCAUUGACUCUGCUAUCAACUUCUUCAUUUCUAUCGAUGUUAAAGAUCUAUCCCAAUCUUUAUAUGACGAGGAACCCAUUUCUUUAGCGAAACUGCUCAAAUUGAAAAGUUCGAUAGAUGGCAAAGUCAGUAAUUGCAACCUGGUGCUGGAGGAGUGCAUGUAUGAAAUUUCGUAUUCUUACCUCUCCCCCUCGGAUCUGGCUGCUAUUAUCAAAAGAUUCGAUCACUUAUCGAAAUACAUCAGCGCACUUAUUAAUGCCUGUCAAUUGGAAUUCAUGUUACUCGGGAGACACCGGAAACAAGCAGCGGGUGAUGGCGUCAUGCUCAAAACUGAGAAGGAAAUCUAUCAUGCGGACGCCAAGAAGCUGCUCAAGGUUCUUAAGCAAAUGAAGGCACCAAUUUUCGACCUUCACAAAACACUGAGUCAAUCACUUUUUAUAAUUAAAGCAGCACUGGCCUACUGUUUCGACGUGAAAAUGGAAAUUGUGCACACGCAGGCACUUUCAGCGAGUUUAGGAGUUUUUGGUUCGCCUGGAGACGUACUCGACGACGCAAAUAUAGAAAGAUCUAUAUCUGACCUCGUGAAUGGAGUAAUUGAGUUUGACCUCAGGGCUAGAGAAGUGCUAAUUCACCUGGAUGAUGACCUUUUACAGCCGAGUGACGAAAUGUUUCUUUUCUCUUCCUUUUUGAUGAACUUCAAAGAGACUACAAAUACAAUAAUCGAGAUGAUGAAGGAAAUGCACAAAAUCUAUAAAGAGAGAAAUUACAAGGAGUCCAUGGGCUCGUUGAGAGGAAGAACUUUGUGGAUCAACUUCUUACGUAGUUACACUUCCUUUGAGGUGUGGUUGAAGGGCGCUACAAGAGGAAAAAUCACCGAAAGUCAAAGUUUAACUGGAGGGACUACCGGGCAAAAUAAUCGCCCCGCUGCAGAUAUGGGUAUCAAAAGACCACACGAAGAAGAGCGGGCAAUUCUUUCACAGAGAAAGUCUGAUCUUAUGAGGCUCUCAAAUAUGCAGCACACUUUGCCCCAAGUAAACUCUUUUCAAGGCCCGCUGGUGAAAAGUAAAAGCAUCCGCGGUGUUGAGUGGUUUUUUGACAUCUCAAGGAAUCUGGUCAACGUGUCAAGUUUUUCCAAGAUCCUUAUUUUCUGUCAUAGCUUCUAUGCCAGCUACAAAGAGCAUUUUAGAUUUGGGAUGCAGGUGACUGUUGCGCUCAUGUUAGCUUCGUUUCCGAUGUUUAUCCCUAAGACCAGAGAUUGGUAUAUCAACGUUCGUGGAACUUGGAUAGGCUUUGUGUGCAUUCUGGCUUUAGAGCCCUCUGUCGGAGGUACAUUUUGGGUAUUUUUUUUGAGAGGCGUUGGUGUGAUCUUAGGUGCUGCUUGGGCCUAUGUGUCAUAUUUGGCGGGGCGUAAUCAAACCAAUCCUUACCUUGAAGUGGUGGUCACCAUUUUUGGCGCUAUUCCCGGGUUCUACUUCUUGUUGGGGACACCUUAUGUGAAAGCGGCAAUAAUUCAAAUUAUAAGCAUAUAUGUGGUUUUGCUAGCAGCCAUCCUGCCAUCUGAAAAUCAAGGCUCAAUUUUGUCAAAUUUUGCUAAAAGGUGCUUAGCCGUCGGGUAUGGUGGGGGCAUCGCGGUUUUAGUGCAGUUGACCAUGUUUCCAGUGACCGCUAGAGAUCAGUUGAGCGGAGAAGUUUCAUUUGUUGCAGGGUGCAUUUCAGAGAUGCAAGUGCUUUUGGCUGCUGGCCUUGAAGGAGAAAAUUUAAGUCGCAGCUUGACAGACGAGAAGUAUCAAAGGUUCGCAAAGAUUUCAUCGAGUGCAAAAGCCGCAUUAUCAAGAGCAUCUGGGUAUAAGAGUCUCACUCGGCAAGAGCCACGUCUUAAAGGAAACUUUGCGGAAAUCGAGAGGGCCUUUACGCAAAUAAUUUAUAUCCAAAGGCAGAUUAUUGAUCGAAUGGAUAAUGUGGUUCUCUUACGAAAACAAUAUGGUAGUGCAAUUGUUGAAGAAUUGAACGAUAUGGUAUAUGCAUAUAGGAGGCAGUACGUGGCCUCAAUCUCGACCCUUCUGAGAGCGGUUCAAGAAGCAAUCCGCAAUAAGACACCUCUACCUCAGUUUUUACCGAGUGCACGAAUUGCUCAUAGGAGAUUAGUGAACAGGGUUCAAAAUGCCCUCAAGUCGAGGUACGCCACCCAAAUGCGAAGUUUAAGACCCCGCGUGGUAAUUGACGUUUUCCAGAAUGAUCGAGAACCGUCGGACCUUGAUGAAGGUUCAAGAGUUGGUGACCAGAACGGAACGAGAAAUAGUUUAGCUCCACAUGAGUAUAUCAUGAAGGAAAAAUUUCUGAGUUGGAAUGCUUCAAGUGCCGCGGCCGAAGAGGUAACGGAGUAUGUGGAGGAAGUCGUGCAGCUCACUAAAAUUAUCGUGGGCGUCAACGAAUUCAAGUAUGGAUUUUUAUCACGGCCAUUGUACGUGGAUUGGGCUGCGGAAGCCGCCCUCAGGUUUGAUGAUUUUGUGAAGCAGCCGUGUCUCGAUAUUCAGAAGAAAAGCUGUGGAGGCAAUUUCAGCGCCGAGCGACAAGAAUCUCAUUUACAAACCACGACGAAUACUGAACUAGAGUCUUACGAUGACGUGAGCCUCGAAGAAGGGGGCCCCGUCGCCCUCGAUGCAGUCUCCAGCAGUGAUUCUCAGAUGUCAAAUAGCGUCAAUUUGGCUCACAUUGCAUCUCGUAAAAGUGAGGUACCGUCGCUGUCUGCAAGAAUCAGAAAAAGGGCCUUUUCGAUCGGUUCGAGAGGCAAGAUUGAGCAUUUGCCAUUUCUAUCCAAAAUUAAAACUUUGGGGCAUGGGGAAAUGGCAGAGUUUGUCGAUAUAGACUCAAAUUCUGACGAGGAGUUACCCUUGGCAUUGAAAAAAAUGAUAUUUAAGUGA